CCCCCAUAAACAUAUCACAGUUCCUCUGAUAGAAUUUAAUGUAAAAGUCUAAAACCCACUCAGUCAUAUCAAUUCCCAACCAUGGCAAAUCUCAUCGUUGGUUCCAACAAAAGCUAUAGUUUACUGUUUAAAUAUUCCUCUAGUCAUUGGUUAGAUUUGAAGGGAAAAAAAGAAAGAGCCAAAAAGCCAAAAAAAAUCCGACCAAAACCGUCCUUUCUUUAACCUUGACUUCUUGUCUGUAUUUCCUCUCUCCUUUUAGGGUGCAAAUAAGUUGGCGAGCAUUUAAUAAUACCCAUCUUUUCUGUGACAAACACAAGGCAAUUCAUAGUUACUGAUAAGCUCCUCCUUAGCCCUUUGUUUGUAAACAUGAGGCCAAAGAUCUAUCUGUUUGGAGACUCUAUCACGGAGGAGUCUUUCGGUGAUGGCGGUUGGGGCGCUUCUCUUGCCAACCAUUUCUCUCGCACGGUAGAUGUGGUGCUGAGAGGGUACAGUGGAUACAAUACAAGAUGGGCGUUGAAGGUAGUUGAUAGGGUAUUUCCAGAGGCGGAAAGCUCUGGUGCGGCGGCGCCAGUUGCAGUAACGGUGUUCUUUGGAGCUAACGACGCUUGCCUUCCCGAUAGAUACGGUGCUUUCCAACACGUGCCACUUGAUGAGUACAAGCGGAAUCUCCACUCUAUCGUCGCCUCUCUCAAGAAGCGGUGGCCAAGUACUUUGAUUCUCCUAAUUACACCUCCUCCAAUUGAUGAAGUUCAACGCAUUAGAUAUCCUUACGUUGAGAAUCCAUUGGGUUUGCCGGAGAGGACAAAUGAAGCUGCCGGGGCUUUUGCCAAGGCAUGUGUUGAAACUGCUGGGGAAUGUGGAAUUUCAGUGGUAGAUCUCUGGACCAGGAUGCAGCACUAUCCUGAUUGGCGCAAUGCUUUUCUUAGGGAUGGUUUACACCUGACACAAGAAGGCAACAAGGUUGUAUUUGAGGAAGUAAUGAAGAAGCUAAAUGAGGGAGGCUUAAGCCUCAACAAUCUGGCUAUUGAUCUCCCCAUUUUAUCUGAUAUUGACCAUGUUGACCCUCUUAAGGCUUUUCAACAAUAGCUAAAAAAACAUUGCAUUGCUUAAUAUUUUAUUAUUAUUAGUUAGGAUAGGGUCUCUUUUUGGUCUUCAAGUGUUCUUAUAUGAUUGAAGUCAUUGGAAGUAUGCUACAUUUGAAGGAGAUUUUUCCCUGUAUUAUAAAAUCUUAAUUCUCAAACAAUGAUGAUUUUAUUCUUAUUUCUAAAA
Messenger RNA from Gossypium arboreum, 1269 nucleotides. Its product is annotated as GDSL esterase/lipase At5g45920-like. The transcript has 5 exons. The coding region runs from base 367 to 1086 and encodes 239 amino acids. The record is from RefSeq and is a predicted model, not a curated record. Gene Ontology annotation, molecular function: hydrolase activity, acting on ester bonds. Lineage: Eukaryota; Viridiplantae; Streptophyta; Magnoliopsida; Malvales; Malvaceae.